AUGCAAUUCACCAAAGCCCUCGCCAUUCUCUCCCUCGCUGCCACUGGCCUCGCCGCUCCCACCGUCGAAGUCGCCAAGCGUACUAAUGGCAUCUCCUGCGCUCAGAGCCAAGGAACUCUUGCUUGUUGUCAGCAGAAGCCAGUCUUGCAACCUGUUUCCUCUCUCGGCGCCAACAUUGCCCCAACUCUCGGAGGUAUCUUGGGUGUCAUCCCCGACAUCCUGCCAUUGAUCGUCCCCACCGUCUCUGUUGCAGCUCAGUGCGUUGCUAUCAUUGCCGAGGUCGAAGCUUGCGCUACUCCCAACAUCUGCUGCUUGUCCUCAUCUUCAGGAAAUACCAACAGCGCUGGCCUCAUCCAACUCCUCUCCAACGACGACAUCUCCGUCUGCCCCGGUGUCACUGUCUAAACGCGCACCCUCUUUCUACACUUCUUCCUUUCACGCCCAUCCACUAAAGCACCAUCUUGGGUACAUACAUCAUGGGUUCACUGUUCGCAACAUCAGGAUAGGGGAGGCAACAUGGGAGUUUCGCUCAGUUCAGUAAUUGGCUUUGGAUUUGAGUUCUGGACGAUGGGAAAGAAGACGGUCUCAUUCAACAUUGGACUUUCUUUCUGAGCUCAUCAGUGGUUUCUUAACUUGUCAUUG
Messenger RNA from Mollisia scopiformis, 642 nucleotides. RefSeq lists its product as uncharacterized. The record is from RefSeq and is a predicted model, not a curated record. The transcript is spliced from 3 exons. Bases 1 to 405 code for a protein of 134 amino acids. NCBI's taxonomy places the organism in Eukaryota, Fungi, Ascomycota, Leotiomycetes, Helotiales, Mollisiaceae.